GCCAAUCACGACUUUCCCAAUGCUUUCCUGUGGCGAGAAUUCAGCGGCGUAGCGUUUGUGCUCCGUGGGUCGGUUGGUUCUGAGGAAGCCAUCGCUGCGAUUUUCGUCUUGACGCUCGGCUGACUCGAGUCAAUCGACAUGGGCAAGGGAGACAAGCCUCGCGGCCGGAUGUCGGCGUACGCCUUCUUCGUGCAGACUUGCCGGGAGGAGCACAAGAAGAAGCACCCCAAUGAGAACGUGGUCUUCGCCGAGUUCUCCAAGAAGUGCGCCGAGCGCUGGAAGACCAUGAGCGAUGGCGAGAAGAAGCGGUUCCACCAGAUGGCCGACAAGGACAAGAAGCGCUUCGACACCGAGAUGGCCGACUACAAGCCUCCCAAGGGGGACAAGUCCAAGAAGCGCAAGCGCGCAAAGGACCCCAACGCACCCAAGCGUCCCCUGUCUGCUUUCUUCUGGUUCUGCAACGACGAGAGACCCAACGUGCGCCAGGAGAACCCAGAUUCCUCGGUUGGAGAGGUUGCAAAGGAGCUUGGCCGGCGAUGGAAUGAGGUUGGCGAUGACGUCAAGGCAAAGUACGAGGGCCUUGCCGCCAAGGACAAGGCACGCUACGAGAAGGAACUGAAGGCCUACAAGGGAAAGAAGCCCAAGGGUGCAUCUCCACCAAAAGAGAAGGCCAAGAAGAAGGAAGAGGAAGACGACGAGGAUGAUGAGGACGAAGAAGAUGAGGCUGAGGAUGCUGAAGAGGAUGACGACGAUGACGAAGAUUGAGAAGCGCGUCACUUCUUACGCAUACACUUCAUUUUCUUUCCCCCCCAUUCACCCCUUUGUUUUACUUCUUUGUUCACUUUUGGCCUUGUGGCUAUGCCACUUGUGUUCAUAGCUGCUGUUUGCCGUUUAUUGUUUACCUUUUUUUGUUCGCUGUUCAGUUUUUUUUUCGUAGGGUCCCGUGUUCUUGCAUCACGCUAAAAACAUGUUGAGUUUCUGAUGGGGCCCCAAAACGGGUGUUACACAUAACAUUUCUUCCCUGUUUGCAGGCAAAAGUGGCUGAUUUUUAUUUUAUUUUUUCCUACUCCCUCCUUUAUUCUCCCGUCUUUUGUACAUGUGUGCCUGUGGAGUUAAAAAAAAUACUGUUAACUUAAUGCUGUAAAGAUGUAACUAAAUCUCUUCAUCAUUGGUGUGCACCAGGCACGUAGCCAGAAAUUUUUUCGGGUAAGGGGGGUGGAGAGAUCACCCCUUACAAUUGCCAGCUCUCUAUGCCAUGGCGGGAAAAAAAUUUGGGUGGGGGGCACUUGCCCAAUGUGCCACCCCUUGGCUACAUCCCUGGUGUGCGCAGUGUGAGUAAACCACAUCGCUGCCCAUUUUGAAGAUCACUUAGCCACGCCCACCGCAAGUGGGGUUGUCAAUGUAUUUUCUGCACUGAUAUGUAAGCCUGUAUAUAUCUAUUUCUUUUCUCUCCCGAGGCCCCGCUUGGCCCACAUGGGUUUUAAGUUUCCGGUGCCACAUGUACUGUCUCGGGCUUUCAGUUGUGUUAUCAUCAUACCUCAUUGCUAAUUAUUCACCUCUUUUGCUCAUUCGCCAUUGCUAUUCGACAAGACUCAUUUUAGUGGCAUAACUAUUUUUUUGUAUCUAUGGCUUUCAAUAAAGACGUUUAGUAUGUCACAGUUCUGGCUGA
Rhipicephalus microplus (southern cattle tick) is the source of this 1669-nucleotide messenger RNA. RefSeq names its product Dorsal switch protein 1 (gene Dsp1). Gene Ontology annotation, cellular component: nucleus. Gene Ontology annotation, molecular function: DNA binding. The record is from RefSeq and is a predicted model, not a curated record. Lineage: Eukaryota; Metazoa; Arthropoda; Arachnida; Ixodida; Ixodidae.